Molecule: messenger RNA, 848 nt
Organism: Chlamydomonas reinhardtii
Lineage: Eukaryota; Viridiplantae; Chlorophyta; Chlorophyceae; Chlamydomonadales; Chlamydomonadaceae
Exons: 3
Coding region: 43-267 (74 amino acids)
Source: RefSeq, a predicted model, not a curated record
CCCCUUUCAACAGCCGACAAGCAGAUUGACUGUGACGCUCACAUGCCCUCCAAGCGGCACCACCGCCCGCUGGACGUCUUCGGCGGCGCCGCCGCUGGUGCCGAUGGUGGUGGGGGUGGUGGCGGUGGCCGUGGCGGUGGCGGUGAUGGUGGUGGCGCGGAGGUGCCUGGCCCCGUGGUGGGCUCCAGACUGAGCCACCUGGCCAAGGAGACGCUGCGCCUGAGUGACGUACGUGGAGUGGCGCGACGUGCCUGCCGGCGAGUUUGAGGUGCCGCCCGGCGCCAUCUACGGCGUCGACGUACGGCUUGCCAAUGUCGACGACGGGCAGUGGUGGCGCGGCAUGCUGUUCAAGGAGGUGCGCUGCUGAAGGCCGAGGCCGAGGCCGAGGCCGAGGCCGGUGGAGGGGACGGCACGCGGCGGAGCGUGGCGGAGGCGGAGGUGCGGGCCGAGGCGGAGGCGGGGGAGCGGGCCAAGACGGGCCCGGGAGUGGGCCCGGAGUUGGGGCCGGGGGUGGGGCCGGAGGCGGAAGAGGCGUGGGGCGAGGAGGCAGCGGGUGGGACGGCGCACAGGAUGCGCGCCGAUGGGCGGCGCACUGCUGCCGCGGCGCUGCGGACCAAGGCUGGGGAGACGUGCGUGGUGAUGUGAAACUCGGAGUGGGCUUGUGCUGCGGAGGCUGCUGGUACGUAAACGGAUGUGUGUAGUGGUGUGGGUGCACGAUGCCAUCUGGCUAUCUCUGGGGCACGCCGUUAGUGAGUGCAGAGUGCAGACAAUUCAGGCGCCGUCGGAUUGGCUGAUACUGUAUGGCCAGCAGUAGGUAUUGGGUGGCAUUUGCAAAGGACUAAAAGACA